UAGGUUAGGUUAGGUUAGGUUAGGUUAGGUUAGGUUAGGUUAGGUUAGGUUAGGUUAGGUUAGGUUAGGUUAGGUUAGGUUAGGUUAGGUUAGGUUAGGUUAGGUUAGGUUAGGUUAGGUUAGGUUGGGGUGCUGGGUCGGAAAACCUCCAAGAGUGCCCUGGCUCAUUGUACGGUCACUUGUCCUGGUGCGGAUACGUCCGGCGGGAACGGUGGCUGACAAUGGCUGGGGCCUGGUGCAUCCUGGGCAACGGCGGUAAGUGACUUCUCGCUAUUUAGAGAUCUCACUUACUGACGGCUAAUCUUCCGACGCCGCGGGUGGGACGAGUUCGUGACGCACUAUUUGUGUUGCGGACUUGCCUGACUCGCUCUUCGUUUUGUUUCGUCUUCCUUUUUUUAUUCUUCGUUUUUGUUUUGUUUGUUUUAUUUUUGUUUUGAGUCUUUACUGUCGUCUUUUCUAUCUUCUGUUUUCUUUCUGUCGUUUUGUUUUUUCUAUCACUUUUCAUUUUCAAUUUCCUUUCGCCUUUCACGGGACCUUCCCCGUUAAAAAAGGAAAACAUGAGAAUGGCCAGUCGCAAAACUGAAUUCCCCAGGGCGGUACCGUCGGGAGACGGAGAAUCCGCCACCACCGCACCGGUUCAGCCGGGGGUGGUCAGCCCCGUGUAUCUGGGGGGGGCAACGGAAGGCCAGAGUGGAGUAGGAGAUGUUGUAAUGGAGGAGGUAGUAAUGGAGGCGGGACUGGCGACUACAGUCGUGCCAGUCAGGGCCAGUCGGAGUCUGGAGGUGGAUCCGGCGACGGAUGAGGAACUGGCCAGUCUUGCCGGCGAGAUCGACAGCAUGUUAUCGCGGUCGACCUCGAUGGCAAGUCUUUUCAGUGGAGAUGAGAGUGGGCUACUCGAGCGCCCCCGUUCUAGGCGCAAGAGACGAAUAUCCGAAACCGACGAUGGGUCGGCUACAGGAUCUGGAUGUGACACGCAGUCGGCCGCCAAAAAGGCGAGCGCGGCUAAAAAAUCAGCUAAGAGUGCAAAUCGGCGCAGUCAAUUCUGCGUUUCGUUAUACGAGGGCGGAAACACGGUGCCCCCGAAUACGUCCGAGCUGGAGAAGACUCUUCUCUCGGCGUCCAGUGGAAAAGGUCGUGGCACCGGAUUGGCGAAGGCGAAAGCCGACUUGGCUGCCGCCAAAAAUCGGAAUUUGGAACGUGAGGUUGCCCCUGCAGUGGCGGGCUCCUCCAGGAUGUCGGUGCAUUCGGAGUUCAAGAAACCCCCUCAGCCCGGGGGUCAGUUCACCGACCCCUUGGAGGCAGAGAUGGACGGCUACGUGAGCCACAUAUCGGAAACGGUGCGGAAAUGCGGUAACAUAAAAGGAACCAUAAUUAAAGAGAUUAAGUCCUCCCUGACCGGGAUCCGCAUCGUGACUGAGAAGAUGCUCGAGAGGGGCACCUCAGCCGAGUACGUCGAACUCCGGAAGGAGAAUGCUCGGCUGGCCACGGAGAUGGCGAACCAGCGCGUCAGAAUGGACGGCAUGCUCGAGGAGGCGAUCAAGGAUCGCAAAGAGAUGAAGGCGUUGCGGAUGGCACUUUCGUCAUCGGGCGGCGACCAGUCGGCCAACACCUCGGCCUACAGUGAGCUCCAGCGCGAACUAGAGCUAGUGCGCAAGGAAAAUGCAGAGCUUGCGGAGCAGUACGUUGCGGACCGUCGCGAGCUUCGUCGUCUGAGGCAAGAGCUGGAGGAGGCCAAGAAGGCUACACAGCCACCCUCAGCGUCUGCGGCCGCGGAGAGAGCGCCUGCCGCCCCGGCCCCUUUACAGCCGGGAGCGGUCCCUUCAGAAGAAGAGGGAAUGGAGGCAAGGAUUGUUCGGCAAAUCGGUGACAUAUUCAGUGCCCGGUUUGCCAUCAUCGAGGAACGGCUGGGCCAGGUCGGAGGACCCAAGCCGCCACGUAAGCGGAAAAAUCGCAAGAGAGCCUCACAGCCACCCACAAAUCGGGAUGUCGAGGAGGAUCCGAAGAGGAAUGGCCCGCCUAGACAGCCGGCCAAAGCCACUGAGACGGGUGCAGACGCUGCUCCCUUACCGUCGACAAGCAAUAUGUCGGAGGGGUGGUCGACGGUGGUUCGACGGGGCAAGCGGCCCAAGGCAACAAAGCCGCAGGCAGAUCCCGCCAGACAGACGGCACCUAAAGAGGCGGCGCCCGCCAAACAACUGGCCGGCAAGAAAAAGAAGGGAAGGCGGAGGCGAUUCCGUCAACCUAAGUCACAUGCAGUAGUCCUGACCCUGCUGCCUGAGGCUGAGGAGAGAGGAUUUACCUACAAGGACGUGUUCAGGAGGUAUAGGCUGGGCGUCACACAGGCGCGCAUCUUGGAAGUGCCAGGCGCCGACUCAGGCGAUAAGGCAGAUCUGUUGGCGACCAGGCUGACAGAAAUUCUGCCGGAGGGAAUAGUCAAGAUCUCGAGGCCGAUGAAGACGGCGGAACUGCGCAUCGGAGAUCUUGACGACUCGGUCGUUCCAGCGGAUGUGGUCGCCGCGGUUGCGCGGGAAGGGGGUUGUGGCGAGGCCUCUGUCAGUACGGGGGAGAUCCGUCGCAGUCCUUCGGGUGCCGGCACUAUCUGGGUGCGCUGCCCAGUAGGUGCAGCCAGAACACUGGCCAAGGCGGGCCGGAUUAAAAUUGGCUGGGUGAUGGCGCGGGUUCAACCUCUGGAUCCGCGCCCCUUGCGGUGCUACCGCUGCCUGCUCUUAGGGCACGUAGCACAGCGGUGCACCGCGAGAGUCGAUACCGGCGGAGGCGUCCUAUGCUUCCGCUGUGGGCAGGCGGGCCACAAGUCCGCAAAUUGUGAGGCGCCAUCUCCAAGAUGCGGCGUAUGCGCCGCGGCCGGCAGAAAGGCGGACCAUAGGGUGGGUGGCACGGCCAAGUGCAGCCAACCGCGGAAGGCUCGAGCUUCGGCACGAGAUGGCCGCGGGGGCGGCGGCGGAUGGCGGGAAUCAUCCGGCGCCCAGAAGAGACAGGAGAUCCGAGAGUCGGAGCGCUGCGUAUUCCCGGCGCUCCACUCGAGAGGCCCGAUGGGGCAGCGCCGCUGGUGGUAUGGAUGA
Molecule: messenger RNA, 3080 nt
Organism: Galleria mellonella (greater wax moth)
Lineage: Eukaryota; Metazoa; Arthropoda; Insecta; Lepidoptera; Pyralidae
Exons: 3
Coding region: 558-3080 (840 amino acids)
Molecular function (GO): nucleic acid binding; zinc ion binding
Source: RefSeq, a predicted model, not a curated record